Molecule: messenger RNA, 1383 nt
Organism: Didymosphaeria variabile
Lineage: Eukaryota; Fungi; Ascomycota; Dothideomycetes; Pleosporales; Didymosphaeriaceae
Exons: 2
Coding region: 1-1383 (460 amino acids)
Source: RefSeq, a predicted model, not a curated record
AUGCCCAAGAAGCACCACCCUACAUAUGCAUCGAUCAAACCAACAUACGUCCACCCAUCUCUCCAGAGCUCGCGCAACGCAGCUUCGUCUUCGACGCCAUCUCCGCAAACCGUGAACGAUCGUAUACAGCAGCUGCGACGCGAACAAGCACCGCGCGCAACCGCACAACGUAGAGAUGAAGUCACAGAAGUGCGUCUACCACCGCCACGAAGUCUUAUCCACCAUUGUCUGCGAACUUUCGCACUGCAUUGGGAAGAAGUUUCUGUGUAUGAGCAACAUUAUCUUCCUGCGCUACCCGUAGCUUUGAAGGAGGCCCUGCUCAGCUACCUCUCACUAUACGGAGAGCGAUCAUGCAUGGACUUCAAAUCGUUCAAGAUCCUUUUCCAGAACGAUCAAGAGGUAGAAGGCGCCUCAGGAUCAGAGGAUGUACAAUUUCUGGAUCUCACAGGGUUGCUGAAUGCAGGAUACACACCGAAAGACUUGGAAAAGUCACUUUCGCGAUCAAGCCUAGGUGCUGUUGCAACAAGCAGCAUGGCCGACCUCUCCCUUUCCGCAGCAAAACAGCAAUCCAAAGCAGCCAUCGACGUCGCCGACUCCUGGGAAGACGAAGCAGACGACGGCCUACCGCUCGUCCUUCCUGCAACCCUCACCGUCCCCAUCUUCCCCAACCUUACCCGCCUCUCCCUCGCCCAUCCCGGAACAGCUGCCUCCUGGACCGACCUCCUCUCGCUCUCGACACAUCUGAAGACCCUCACCCACCUCUCGUUAGCGUACUGGCCGCGACCAAGCACGACCCCCAACGCAGCGACAACGUCCAUGGUCGCGCGGCACGCGACCGUCUCCCUCGGCGGCUCACACUUCUACUCCGAUCUCGACGACGACUGGCACGAGGCAGCCAAAAUCCUGCGCCGCCUCUCGCUCAACACGUACUGCCUCAAGUGGCUCGAUCUCGAGGGUUGCACUUGGCUCAAGGCGCUGAAGUGGGACUUACCCUCCAACGCAACGCCCUACACGAGCGCAGCUGUCAUGUCGGGCAACGACGAGUGGGUGCGUCCUUCGUCCUCGCCCGGCCCAGACUGGAACGGCGCGUGGCGCCAGAUCGAGUAUCUCAAUCUGUUCCAGGGCUGGAUACCCAGCGACACGAAGAGUCUGCAGAAUAUGCCCGCUGGGAUUGUGCCUGCGCAGCUGAUGCGCUGGCUACGAGAAUACGGGAGGAAGGAGGGCGUACAGGAUUUGCUUGGGGACGAGGGCACGCAUGGGGCUGUAGAGUGGGUGGAGAAGGAGAAGGUUGCGCGGAGUGUGGGGUUCGCGGUGCAGAGUCUAAGGAAGGCGGGUGGGGGGCAGUAUUGCCGUGUGGAAUAUGGAUGGGGCGGAGAAAUGUAG